Molecule: messenger RNA, 5464 nt
Organism: Alosa alosa (allis shad)
Lineage: Eukaryota; Metazoa; Chordata; Actinopteri; Clupeiformes; Clupeidae
Product: immunoglobulin-like and fibronectin type III domain-containing protein 1
Exons: 27
Coding region: 238-4878 (1546 amino acids)
Molecular function (GO): protein binding
Source: RefSeq, a predicted model, not a curated record
UCCAUCCAUAACAGAAGAGAACUCCUUUUGGCAUCAGCAGAGUAGAGGGUGCUGAGGGAACUUGCCACAGAAGCAUAUGUUGCUCUUGCUCCAAAGGAUUUAUUACCUUGCAGAACUUAGAGGCAGCACUCAAAUAUCAGGGUGGCAAGAGAGCUGCUUGUGAGGAGUUGAUAUUGUGAGCGCUGAGGACUGUGAACAGACCCCUCUGUUGCUGUAAAACUCUAAGCUAAAGCAAAGAUGAAGUUGCCAAAGUCGAAAGUGACGGAUAACUCUGCCGAGGGGCAGAAAGUAGAAGGUGCAGGUGCUGAAGGAGAGUCCACCAAGAAGAAAGGCAUCAAAUUUAGGUCUAAGGUGCCUGGGGUCAUGAUCACACAAUAUAUUGAAACGCUCCCGGAAGGAAAAACCACUCCAGACUUCACUCGCAAACCAAUUGCAUUGACAAUUCAAGAGGGGAAGCUUGCCAUAUUUAAAGCCAUUGUGCAUGGAGAGCCAAAGCCUGAGGUCACAUGGAGAAGAGCCAAUGGGGAAAUGAGCGACCCGGAAAAGUUCCAAAGCAAAUAUGACGAAAAUACAAAUGAACACACCUUAGAGAUACCUAAUGUAAGUUCGGAUGAAGCUGACACCUACAAGUGCUAUGCCAGAAAUGAAUUUGGAAAGGCUGUGUGCACUGUCAUGCUGAAUAUUAUUGAAGUUGGUUUCAAAAAGAAGAAGGAGAUGGCAAAGUCUAAAGAAGGACCUAAACAAAAUCCCACAGAGUUCAGAAAGAUGUUGAGGAAAGGUAAAAAGCAGACGACUGAAAAGAAGGAAGGAGAGAUUGAUGAGGAUGUCUGGGACAUAUUGUUGAGCGCUGAUAAGAAGGACUAUGAACGUAUAUGUUUUGAGCAUGGCAUUACGGACUUCCGUGGAAUGCUGAAGAAGCUGCAGGAGAUGAAGAGAGUACGAGAAGAGGAGCAAGCUCAGUUCAUUCAACAUCUAAGUAAUCUCAAGCAGAUUAAAGUCAAAUCAGAGGAUACUGCUGAAUUUGAACUUGAUAUGGACCUGAAGGACCCCAACAGUCAGGUUUUCAUCUACAAGGAUGGAGUUAUGGUUGCUUUCAGUAAAGACAUGGAAGGGGAUAUGAAGCAUUGUCUGAAACAAGUUGGAAAGAAAUUUGUUUUCACUGUCAAAAACCUGAAACCAGAGGAUGCUGGACUUUAUCAACUGGACGUUGAGGGUGUUAACAUCUUCUCUACUGAUUUCAAGCUUCCUCCUGUCGAGUUUGUUGUCAAAAUCCAGGAAGUUAAGGCAGAGGAGAGGCAAGAUGCUCAAUUUGAAUGUGUCCUCAGCCUGCCAAUGCCUGAGAUUACAUGGACUCUGAAGAACAAUCCUAUAGAGAACAGCGAGAAGUAUGAGAUAAUUGUGUCUGAAGACAAGCUUAUCCAUAAGCUUCUCAUCAAAGAUUGUAUGCCUGUUGAUGGUGGAAUCUAUGCGGCUAUAGCAGGCCUCAAAUCUUGCAGUGCUUGGCUGAUAGUUGAGGCUGACAAAUCAUCGAAGGGUAAGAAAAAGGAGAGAAAAGCAGGUGUGGCUGGUGGAGGCCAAGACCUGGCCAAGAUUGCAGCCGAGCAGGCGGAAAAAAUGAAAAAAGAUAUGGAGGCAGCCAUGGAGGCAGCAAAGAAAGCCAAAGCAGACAGGGAAGCAGCUGACGCUGCAGCCCUGGAGGGUGCAGAUGCUGCAUCAAAGCAGAGAGCAGAGGACAGGGCAGCAGCGGCUGAAAAGGCGGCAAAGGAGGCGGCUGAGAAAGCAGCCAGAGAAGCGGCUGAGAAAGCAGCCAGAGAAGCAGCUGAGAAGGCUGCGAGGGAGGCCGAGGAGGCAGCCAAGAGAGCAGCAGCAUUAAAUGAUGCCGACGCUGCCGCCAAGGCGGCUGCAGAGGCAGCCCUGGCUGCGGCCAAUAGGCCAGGGGCCACCAAAGAAGAGAUAGAGGCGGCGGAAGCUGCUGCAAGGGCGGCCGCAGAGGCUGCUGCAAAGGCGAAGGCUGAUUCUGACGCAGCAGCAGCGGCAGCAGCGGCAGCGGCGGCGGCAGCAGCAGCAGCAGCAGCGGCAGAAGGGGCAGAAGGGGCAGAAGAAGGGGCAGAGGGAGCAGAAAAAAGGAAACGCGUCCGAGAUGGACCACUUGUUCCAGAUACCAUCAUAGGACAGUCACAAAGCGACAUGGCAAAUAGUCAAAAUGGUGCAGGAGGCAAAGCCAAGGGUCGCUCUCGCACCAAGCAAGGCCCACUGGUCCCAGACACGGUUGUGGGUGGGAACCCUGGGCAUCAUGGGAACCCUGGGCAUCAUGGGAACCCUGGGAAUCAUGGGAACCCUGGCAACCCUGGGAAUCAUGGCAACCCUGAUGGCGAAUCGGCUGUUGCAGGUGCAGGGUCAGUAGCAGGCAGCGAUGCAGCCGGUGAUGAAGCCGGCAGGCGCUCUGGCCGUGUCAAGCAAGGCCCGCUGCUAGAGGAGACCGUCAUUGACCCCGGGGUUCACUUUUCUGCUGGACUUGAGGAUUGCAAAGUCAUUGUUGGGGAGCCAGCAGAGUUGGUUUGCAAGCUGAGCAGUGAAGAAGCGAAGGGAACAUGGUACCACGAUGGUGAAGAGAUCGCAGAACCUUGUGAGGGGAUAACAAUCUCCAAGGAUGGUGCUUUCCAUAAGAUGAGGAUCGACAAAGUCACUGCCGAAUUUGCUGGGAAAUAUAAAUUUGAGGCAGAUGGACGCAAAACAGAAGCCAUAAUUGCUGUUGAAGAUCCUCCAAGAUUUGAUGCAAAGGAGUUGGAAACAUUUUCAGUUCCACUAGUUAUAAAAACUGGUCAUCGAGCUCAGUUCAAAGUUGCAUAUAUCGGACAAGAACCUGCAAAAGUCCAGUGGUACCAUGACGGUGAAGAACUAGUCCCUGAUACCAACCUCAAGAUUAUGACUGAUGAGGGAUACAGCUGUGUAAUGUUCAACUCCAAGAUGACACGCAAGGACACAGGAGAGAUCAAAAUCAAAAUAAAGAAUGAGUUUGGAACUGUUGAAGCUUACACACAGCUCAUUGUUCUUGACAAGCCCACUCCCCCCCUUGGCCCUCUAGAAAUCAUUGAGGCCUCCUCCAAUUGUAUUGAAAUUAAGUGGAGACCUCCAAAGGAUGAUGGUGGAUCCCCCAUAACUAAUUACAUUCUACAGCGCAAUCAGAUAGGACGCAACACUUGGAAAAAGCUUGGACAGAUCCCAGGAGAGGCUUACUACAAGGACAGUGAUGUAGACCAUGGCAGAAGGUACUCUUAUCGCAUACAGGCUGUGACAGCAGAAGGUAUCAGUGAUCGGAUGGAAACAGAAGAUGUCCAGGCUGGGACAAAAGCAUACCCUGGAGCCCCAUCUGUUCCUAAAGUGGAAAGUGUGUUUAAGGACUGCAUUAAUCUGACCUGGACCCCUCCCUCCAACACUGGUGGAACCAACAUCCUAGGCUACAUUUUGGAGAAGAGAAAGAAAGGAAGCAAUCUUUGGGGUCAGGUUAACAAAUCAGAUGAAUUGAUCAAAGGCAAGAAAUAUGGAGUGAAAGAUGUCAUUGAAGGCAUGGAGUAUGAAUUCCGCAUCUGUGCUAUAAAUAUCUCCGGAGCUGGAGAAUUCAGUACCCCAUCUGAAUUUGUGUUUGCUAGAGAUCCCAAAAAGCCACCUGGAAAGGUUAUUGACCUAAAGGUAACAGAUUCGACCUACACUACCUUGUCCCUGUCUUGGACUAAACCAAAGGAAGAGAAAGGGGUGCAAGAUGAGGCUAAAGGAUACUUUGUGGAGAUUCGGCCAGCAGAGAACACUGAGUGGGACCGCUGCAAUGCCAACCAUAUCAUAAUGUGCUCAUACACAGUGAAGGGCAUGAAGUCUAUGGGCAUGUAUUGGGUGAGAGUCAUAGCUGAAAAUGAUGGUGGACCGGGAGAGCCCCAAGAACUAGAUAAUUACAUUCUUGCAAUGCCUCCACCAGUCCGACCCAGAUUCACAGAUCAGAAAAUUAAAAGCAUCAUGGUGGUCCAAGCAGGGAACUCUGCCCGUUUCAAUAUCAACUUUGAGGCUUCGCCAUGGCCAGAUGUGACCUGGUUAAAAGACGGUGUCCCUGUAUCCAAGCGCAUCACCAUUAGCAAUGCUCCUGGCGCAUCCCAAAUAUUGAUCCCUUCUUCUGAGCGCUCUGACACAGGAAUAUACACCAUUGUGGUUAAAAACAUUGUUGGCCAGGAGACCUUCAGCAUUGAGAUCAGAGUCACAGAUGAGCCCAAACCUCCUGGUCCGGUGGAAAUUGAUGAAAACGUGCCAGGGACAGUGACUAUAUCCUGGACCGCGUCGCCAGAUGAGAAGCGUGAUGACCGGCUCCACUACAUGGUGACCAAGCGGGACUCCAGCAAGAGAACAUGGCACACUGUGGGAGAUCAUAUCUUCAACAAUAAGUUCACUGCUUGUAAUAUCAUGCCUGGGCGUGAGUACAGUUUCAGAGUCUACGCAAAAAAUGACAUGGGACUCUCUGCACCAUCAGAGUCACAAAAGUGGCUUAUCAGUGCCAAGAAAGAAAAGUUUACACUGGACAUGCCUGAGUCUAAGACAUGCAACCUGGAGAGGCCUCCCAAGUUCCUGGUUCCUCUGAAGAUGCACACUGCUCCCCAGGGCUACGAAUGCUACAUGAGUUGUGCUAUAAGGGGGGAUCCAAGGCCCCAUGUCACCUGGUACCGCAACAACAUCAGCCUCAAUACAAACACCAACUACUACAUAUCUAACACUUGUGGUGUCUGCUCCAUGCUCAUCUUAAGAGUUGGUCCCAAGGACACAGGAGAGUACAAGGUUGUUGCAGAGAACCCCCUGGGGAGGGCAGAGUGCACUACUAAACUUACUGUCCGAGAUUAAAGCAAGACUGCAUCAAUGGCCUGGAUGCUUCAUUCACAACAAUGUUUGUGAUUUUUGUGCUUUUGAGAUAUUUCUUGGACUCAGUGAAACUUAUUUUGUGAUUUGGUGAAUUGUUAUUUUUAUGUAGAAGUAUUUUUGUGUAUCUUUUUGUGAAGAUAUAAUGUGUUUAUCACAUGUAAUGUGAUGUUACUCGACAUUCUAGGUGUUGCAUACACCUACACAUCACUCAAUUAAUUUGAUUUUGGGGGAUGAACAGGAAUAGGAGUUGGAAUGAACUGUACCAUGCAUCAUGCUUUGCCCUAGACAGAAUGUGCUCAUAGACAACUCUGGACAAAUAAUUCUAGACACUACUAUGCAAUAUCUGAACCAGCAGUAGAUAAGUGACCAUAAAUAUGCAUGUGACGAAAUAUAUGUCUUGCAUUGCCAGCUGAAUAAUUCUGCUUCUUAAUUAUAGUAACUAAGACACUAUACUCUACACCUUGUUGAAAUGACUAUUGUGGAAAUGUAGAAGGACACAACAUCUGUGUUUAAGUACAUGAAAACAUGUACUUGAUCAAUAAACAAUGUAUGUCAAUAUUGAAUUUAA